AUGGCAGGCUCCAAGCUGCCAAAUGGAAGGCAGAGUCACCAGCUUCAAGAUCGACUCCCACGCCGCAACGCUUUGGUCUUGUACGGCUCAGAGACCGGCAAUGCUCAAGACGUGGCGGAGGAAAUUGGCCGCAUGACUGAACGCCUCCGCUUCGAUACUACCGUGCUUGACCUCGAUUCUGUGCAGCUUAGAGAUCUCGUGAAGCCGACGGUGGUACUUUUCGCCAUCUCCACCACUGGCCAAGGUGAGCUCCCGCAGAAUGCUCGCGCCUUUUGGAGGAAACUGCUCAGCAGUGCCUUGAAGCCCGGAGUCUUGCGCAAGCUGCGCUUCUCGUCAUUUGGCCUGGGCGACAGCUCGUAUGCUCAAUACAACGUUGCGCACCGCUUGUUGCAUGGCCGGCUUGUGCAACUUGGAGCCCAGAGUGUCUGCGAGCGCGGCGAGGGCAACGAACAGCAUCCUGAAGGUCAUAGUGCCGGCUUUCGAGAGUGGAUCGUCCAGCUCAAGAAGCAGCUAUUGGACAUCUUCCCCUUGCCAGACGGUCUGCACCCCAUCCCGGAGCACGAGUUCGUCGAGCCGAAAUGGAAGCUGGAGCUGAAGGAUGCUUUCCAUGCUUCUGCUUCGAAUGACGGGGCUUGGCCUGCCGGUGAGCUCUCGGACGAGAAGACUCCCUCCGUCGACCCAUUGCCAGUCAAGGGAUCCACUCUUGCUACCAUAGAGCACAAUGAUCGUGUCACUGCCACGAACCAUUUUCAAGAUGUAAGGCUACUGGACCUUCGAAUCAAAGAAAGGGUUGCAUAUGGCCCUGGAGCCGUCGCGGUAAUAUAUCCCAAGAACUUUCCUGAGGACGUUCAAUCUUUCAUCGAGCUCAUGAAAUGGCGAGAUGUUGCAGAUCAGCCUCUCUCACUGACUACAGAUCAAGUGGUAUCAGCUUCUGAGCUGUCAACGCCAUCACCAUUACGGCACCUCGAUUUGACCCGUGUCCAUCUCACAUUGCGCUGGCUUCUAGAAAACGUCCUCGAUAUCAUGUCCAUCCCGCGGAGGUCCUUCUUCGCCGCACUGGCACACUUUGCUGGCAGCAGCAACGAAGACGAAGAGUACCAGAAAGAACGACUUCUCGAGCUGGCAAACCCCGAACUGAUCGACGAACUAUGGGACUACACCACGCGACCGAAGCGGACCAUUGUUGAGGUCAUGAUGGAUUUUGCAACUAUUAGAAUACCAUGGCAAUACGCGUUGUCAACUUUGCCCUUGAUGCGCGGCAGACAGUUCAGCAUUGCUAGUGGUGGUAGAUUGAAGAUGGAUGGAGAAGGAAACACCAGGGUUCAGCUUCUCAUCGCCAUUGUCAAUCCGCCGAGUCCGAUCAUCAAAUGGCGCAAGAGAUAUGGUGUCUGUACCAGGUACGUUUCGACGCUCCAGAACCAGCAGCAGAUCAACGUUCAGAUCCAGGAGGGCUAUCUGGAUGUCCAGCCUAACGAGCUUGCACAUCCGGUCGUACUAAUCGGACCUGGAACGGGGCUUGCUCCAAUGCGAUCAAUGAUUCACGAGCGAUGCAUGUGGGCAGACAAGAAUCCCAUUAAGUCCUCAGAGCAUGCACUCGAUGGCGACAUCCUUUUCUUCGGCUGUCGAAAUGAGAAAGCCGACUACUUCUUCCGCGAAGAGUGGGAACAAUUCGCGAGCAUGGCGAAGCUACGCCAUUACACGGCAUUCUCGAGGGACAGUGACAAGCCAAGACAGUACGUCCAGGACCAAAUUCGUGCACGCGGAUCAGAAGUAUGUGAGGCACUGGCUACGCGCAAUGGCAAAGUGUAUGUCUGUGGAUCCUCGGGAAAUAUGCCCAAAGGCGUAAGACAGGCACUAUUGGAUGCCUUCGUAGAACAUCAAAAGCUCGACUUGGCAGAGGCCGAGAAACUUCUUGAGACAAUGGAGAAGAGCGGAAGAUACAAACAAGAGACAUGGUAA
Messenger RNA from Pseudocercospora fijiensis CIRAD86, 1959 nucleotides. RefSeq lists its product as uncharacterized. Gene Ontology annotation, cellular component: cytosol. The transcript has 2 exons. Bases 1 to 1959 code for a protein of 652 amino acids. Lineage: Eukaryota; Fungi; Ascomycota; Dothideomycetes; Mycosphaerellales; Mycosphaerellaceae. Gene Ontology annotation, molecular function: FMN binding; flavin adenine dinucleotide binding; NADPH-hemoprotein reductase activity. The record is from RefSeq and is a predicted model, not a curated record.